UUAAGAAUCCGAUCAAACCAAAUUAUAUCGGUUUUAACUCGGUUAAUUAUGCUAAACCGAACCAAAAUUGAGUUGACCGAUGCGCAGAGAGAGCGACCGGUAUUCAGCAAGGACAAAUUGAAGAAAACCAAACCCUUUGGAUUGGAAAAACCUCUUUCUUUCGGGUCUCCGUCGACAUUGAUCCGUUUCUUACUCUCCGUCGCCGUUGAAAUGGCGAAGUCUUGUAAGGGUCUUGCUGAAGAGCUUGUCAAAUGUCUCAGUGAAUCGACCUGCGUCAAGGGCGAGAAACGGUCAAUUAGGGACUGCGCAGGUGAAAAGAGCCCAUGUAUACCAAGUGAGUGUAUUGGCCUAAGAGAAACAUACUUCAACUGUAAAAGAGGACAGGUAGACAUGAGAGCCAGGAUACGAGGAAACAAAGGCUACUAACAGAAGAGCACCUGCUUGUUUCACACUUUCACUUUGUUGUUUUUGCGUUCUUUUUAUCAAUUCCUUUGAUUUCUAAUAGUUGGAGCACAAUAUGAAGGAGCAAUGCAACUUAGUUACUUGCCAUGUCAAUAUCAAGUUAGGCUUGUUCCUAUACUCAACUUGAUUUCCUUUCCUUUUUAAAGUUGUAUUACACAUGGGGCUAGAUGCUAUUAUUGAAUGUCGUGUUACUUAAAAAAAGGGUAAGAAUGAAAAAA
Arabidopsis lyrata subsp. lyrata is the source of this 680-nucleotide messenger RNA. Its product is annotated as cytochrome c oxidase assembly factor 5. The transcript has 4 exons. Gene Ontology annotation, biological process: mitochondrial respiratory chain complex IV assembly. NCBI's taxonomy places the organism in Eukaryota, Viridiplantae, Streptophyta, Magnoliopsida, Brassicales, Brassicaceae. The record is from RefSeq and is a predicted model, not a curated record. Gene Ontology annotation, cellular component: mitochondrion. Bases 49 to 426 code for a protein of 125 amino acids.